AUGAGAAAUGAGUUUCGCGGACCGGCGACGUCGGUGUCGAAGGAGGAACGCGCCGACGGCGUCGUUUCGCUGCGCGUAGGAAAGACCGAGGUGCGGUUGAACGGUGAUCACUUUGAGAAAUUGAAAACGCUUUACGCGAAUGCGUCGUCCAAAGAGUUUGUCGAAAAUGAUUUCCUGUUCGACGCGUUCGCGAUGGUGUGUCGGUACGACGCGGCGGCUGGCGGGCAGUUUCGUUUUUCCGGUGGUUCUCAAGCUUCGUUACACGGGCAAGUUUUCGACGUGCUGCGUGACUGCUUUAAAGUCGAGUGCGAGCUCUUCGCCUCGCCGUUGAACUGUCGCUGGCCCAUGUAUUACAGCAAAUACGGUGACGUGGACAAGCCCUUCGGGUCGCUGGGGGACUUUCGCGCAUGCAAGCCCUCAGGAGGCGCGUUCGAAGCCAAUCCUCCGUUCGACGAAGACGUCGUCGCGCGCAUGGCUGAACAUUUGUUCGAGUGCUUGGACGCAGCGUCUUCCGCGCUGACUUUUGUCGUCGUCACCCCGCAUUGGCCCAAUCGCCCGUGUUGGGAAAAGAUGAGACGCUCAAAGUUUUGCUCUCGCGCCGAAGUGAUAUCGGUUCGCGAGCAUGGUUAUUACGAAGGAGCGCAGCAUCGGAAGAAAUCUCGAUAUCGAUUAGCGACGAGCGACACGAGCGUGUUGUUCCUUCAAAACGAGUCCGCCGUGGAGAGUAAUCCUGUGACGGACGAAAAAAUUAGUCUGCUUCGCGAGGCGUUUCGCGCGAAACGCGACGCGAAAAAAUAG
This is a messenger RNA of Ostreococcus lucimarinus CCE9901, 798 nucleotides long. RefSeq lists its product with no specific name. Gene Ontology annotation, molecular function: mRNA (2'-O-methyladenosine-N6-)-methyltransferase activity; RNA polymerase II C-terminal domain binding. The record is from RefSeq and is a predicted model, not a curated record. NCBI's taxonomy places the organism in Eukaryota, Viridiplantae, Chlorophyta, Mamiellophyceae, Mamiellales, Bathycoccaceae. The coding region runs from base 1 to 798 and encodes 265 amino acids. The transcript has a single exon.